Amphiprion ocellaris (clown anemonefish) is the source of this 9927-nucleotide messenger RNA. It is a transcript of the gene gatad2b, whose product is annotated as GATA zinc finger domain containing 2B. The coding region runs from base 163 to 2124 and encodes 653 amino acids. Lineage: Eukaryota; Metazoa; Chordata; Actinopteri; Pomacentridae. Gene Ontology annotation, molecular function: sequence-specific DNA binding. The record is from RefSeq and is a predicted model, not a curated record. Gene Ontology annotation, biological process: negative regulation of transcription by RNA polymerase II. Gene Ontology annotation, cellular component: NuRD complex. The transcript is spliced from 11 exons.
UUCUGUCUGGCUGCACCGAGGGGGUGAGCGUCUGUCGAGGCCCAAUCGGCGGCUCAGUGCUGCCUACCGGUGCCGGGGACUGGUGGUGAGGAGCCGCUGCAGCGCAUCAGGACCGGACCGUAAACCCGGAGACGGUACACACUGAGGCGAAGGAGACACAGGAUGGAGCGGAUGUCUGAGGAGGCGCUGAGGCUCAACCUGCUAAAGAGAGGCCUGGAGUCACCCAGCGAGAGAGAAGAGACACUGGCCAAACGGUUAAAAAUGGAGGGUCAUGAGGCCAUGGAGCGCCUCAAAAUGCUGGCGCUGCUUAAACGCAAGGACCUUGCUGACCUAGCAGCCCUAGAGGUUGCAGGGAACCUGGGGGAUGGGAAGGGCCCUAGUGGCAGCACCCUCCACCAUCAGAGUCUAAUGGGUGCUGCUUAUGAGGAGAAGCUGAAUGGGAAUUUGAGGCUCGGCGGUCACAGCAGCCAUGUGGGACCAAGUAAGAAUGGCAAGGAGAACAUCCUGGACGAGCCGGUGGACAUGAGCGCUGGGAGAAGAUGUGAUGUUGACCAUGAUAGAAGAACUCCAUCUCCAGAUGUCAUCAUACUGUCAGACAAUGAAGCAUCCAGUCCCAGAACAACACCUCGGCCUGAGGAGCGAGUGCACCAGGCCAACUUGGACAUGUUCAAGGGGAAGACAGGAGUAGAGAGGCAGCAGAUGAUCAAAGCUCUGAAAGAAGAGUUGCGUCUGGAGGAGGCUCGCCUUGUACUGCUUAAGAAGCUCAGGCAGAGUCAGAUGCAGAAAGAGAAUGUGGUGCAGAAGGUCCCAGUGGUCCAGAAUGCUGUGUCGUCUGUGCAGCCUCCACCCAUCCACAGCUCUCCUGGCCUAGGGAAGCUGCCUGUGAGGCCAGGCUUACACAACCCUGAGCCCCAGAACCUCCGCACUGCACAGGGUCAUACAGUCAUCCGUUCAGCAGCCAAUGCAAACCUGCCACCCAUGCUGAUGUCCCAGCGAGUUAUAGCCCCCAACCCUGCCCAGCUGCAGGGCCAGAGGAUCUCCUCCAAAGCUGGGAUGUCUCGCUCCAGCACCUUGGCCAAUACUGUUGGCUACCAGCAGGCCAGCCAACAGGUGGCAGCAUCUCAGCGCUCAGGCUCUAGUGCCAUGUAUAUGAACCUGGCCCACAUGCAGGCAGCGGCGGCAGCAGGUGGGGUGGCGGGCAGUCUAGGUGGAACUUCAGCCGUCAGCCCGUCCACCAUGUCUGGUUCAGCCAGCGGAGGGGUAGGCUCCAUGGCUGACCAGGCCAGCAGCCAGGCAGCAGCCAAGCUAGCCCUAAGGAAGCAGCUAGAAAAAACCUUGCUGGAAAUCCCUCCCCCCAAACCCCCAGCUCCACUCCUCCACUUUCUGCCCUCUGCUGCCAACAGUGAGUUCAUCUACAUGGUGGGCCUAGAGGAGGUCGUGCAGAGUGUGCUGGACAGUCAGGGUAAACUCAGAGGGACACUGGCCCGUAUGGAGCCUUUCUUCUGUGCCCAAUGCCGAACUGACUUCACCCCCCACUGGAAGCAAGAGAAAAGUGGGCGAAUCCUCUGUGAGCAGUGCAUGACAUCCAAUCAAAAGAAGGCUCUGAAGGCAGAGCAUACCAACAGGCUGAAGAAUGCCUUUGUGAAGGCCCUGCAGCAGGAGCAGGAGAUUGAACAGAGGCUGCAGCAGCAGGCAGCCCUCUCUCCCAGCUCGGCCUCUACCGGUCCAAAUGCCUCCAAGACUGACAACAUGAUCCGACAUCAUGCGCUCCGCCAGGCUCCCCAGCCUCAGGCCUCCUUGCAGCGAGGUCUGUCCAACUCUGCACGAGGCGUCCUUUCCAACUUCGCCCAGGCCUCCCAGCUAUCAGUGGCCAGCAGCCUCAUGGGAAUGACUAGUGCCAAGCACUGUGGCAGCGGUGGAGGCAGCAGCAGCAGUAGCAGCAAUAGACUGCAGCAUGACAGCCGUCGUCAGAUUUACAACAUCCCAGGGUUAAAUAUUGCCUAUCUGAACCCAGCAGCAGUUGGAGCCCAUAAGAGCUCCAGCUUAGCAGACCGGCAGAGAGAGUACCUGUUGGACAUGAUACCACCUCGAUCCAUAUCGCAGUCCAUUACUGGACAGAAAUGAGUCCUGCCCAUCCCUUAAGGCCCUCUGAAGCCUCCUCCCAUCUGCCUACCUACCCCAUACUGAAGCACUCCCAGAUCAACCAGUAUCCCCUCCUACCCACCCCCAUCGCAUGCAGUGCCUGUCCGUGUGCCUACCUUAAACCAACCCAUGACAACCCACCAAGUUGGACUAAGACACUUAUCUGUCAGUGCAUCUCAAAUGUUCUUAUUAUAGUAAAAGCCUUCUUUGUCAGCGUUGUUAAACAAUUAUAAUUCCCUUUAUUAUUGCUGGUGGUAGCACUAUUGUACAUGCAACUACCAUUUUGCUUCAGUUACUAUUAUUCGUUAUGCUUUUUUUCUGUUGUAAGUGUUCAGUUCUUUUUUUUUUUUGAUUCUCUACUGCCUAUCCUUUAAUUUGGGUAGUGACAGUAAAUCAUUGUAGGGUCACUUUAGGCCACAAUCAUAUAGGAUUUUUUUUCUCUACUUAACUCUAAAGCUUAGAUGUGACUAUUGAUAGUAACAAGAUCAACAGGGUGCAUUCUGGUUGCUAUGCAACAUAAAGUUUAACAGCUUCGAAGCUUUGUAAAAAAUGUUAGCUCGCUAAAUUGGAAGGAACAAAGUGGAAAUAUUGAUAGGAACAAAAACAGACAAUACCAAGCUCUGCUUGCUCUUGAAAAGAGGAUAAAGAGCCCAUUCUAAAAUGUAAAUGUAAGACGGGGUGUGAUAUUGAGAGCAGAGCACCCAUGGUUGUAUCUCUCUUCGUACGGACCUGGUUCUGACCAGCAGGCAAAAUUCUGGCAAUUCAACCUGGAGUUCAGGGCAGCACCUCCAAAUUUUGAGGAGACACCCUGCCACCAGCAGAGCUACAUAAGUGGAAAUAACUGACCAAAGGUGCAGAGAUGUACAAAAGAGAAUCCUAUGUGAUCAAAGCUUGGAAAACCUUUUCUUUUGCUCACCAUCAUUCCUCAUAAAAAGGUUCUUAUCAGUUUCUUCAUUUCAAAUGUCAGCGUCUCCUGUUAUACAGACCUGAACAGUUACCAGACGGGUGCACGUGGGACAUACUGUAGUUAUACUAAUCAGGACUGACUGACUGACACAGCAAUGUCCCAACUGCCCCUUAGGCAGACCAGCAGUUGAUACAGACUCCAACAAUAGGAAGCUGACAGACCAGAGGAUGUUGUCUGCAUACCUACCCAGUAUUCAGGCGGAUGAUGGUCUCCAUUCAGAGAGAAGCCAGUUGAUUUUCCCUCCUGGUUCCAUAUUGUCUCACUACCUGCCAAUAACCCCUCCAUGCUGACCCUCAAUGCAUAUGAUUAUUCAGUAUGCACAGACUGAACCCUCCUCUUUGCAUCACGUGUUCUUUGAGCGAAUGAAUAGAACUGAAAUCUGAAGGUGGAAGCAUAUUUUGUGCAUCCACCACCACAGAUUCUGUACCUAGAAACCUACAAGUCUGGGCUCCUGUUCUUUUUACAUUUGGGUGUUUAGGUUGUUUUCCAAUUGUUGUGUCACCCCCACACCCAUACCCACCCCUCAAUGCCAUCCCCUAUCCCUACCCCUCCUUUAUUUUUUUGUUUGUUUAUUUGUUUUUGUUUUUUUGCGGCGUCUCCUAAUUAAAUGGUGGCAUACCUGAGAGGUGUUAGCCCCUGGAGACGAUAAUAAUCAACAUAAAACAGAAACUAUUGAAAUAUCUGUAUGGAUUGUGUAUAGAUACCUAGCUUCAGAGAAAAAAAAAGGAUGUGGAUUUUAUCUUUUAUGAGAGAGACAUGGAUCAAUCAUUGUGUGCAUCCUCUGCACACAAGUUGCCUCACUCCAGAGGAGCACUUUGCAUAUUUCCAAUUGGAAAAUUUUUUUUAAAACAAAGAGGAAAAGAAUGUUAGAAUUCCGAGUGACCAAGGUCUGGAUGCUGACUGAUGGCCAGCCAGAGCGUCAGAUGAGAUGUCCUGAAUAUUGUGGAUUGCAUCAAGGAGUGUUUUUAAUUGCUGAUGUAUGGUUUAAGCUUAAUUUAUUUUGCCAGUCUUGAUCUUUGUAAUGUUGGACUUUGAAGCGUCACCUUCUAAAUUGUGCCCAAUGUGAUGAGGUUAAACCCAGCCUCGUCUGGCCAGUAUUGAAAUCCUGGCAAUGACUUAAAUUUCAGUCAUCAAUUUUAAAGUUAUUCUCCUUUUUAAUGUAGUGUUACCAAAGCAGUCCCACCUCACAUUUCUAAGCUCUGAUGCUUGUACCCAGUCUUUUACUACCAUAGUGUCACAGAGACCCAAGCUGGGUCCCAUGUCAGGCCUCAGACACUAGCCACUGAACGCAGCCAUGAAAACCUUCCUCUGAGGUAAUGAGGGUUUCACCACUCUGCUUCCUUGAAGGGAAAGCAUAGCAGCAGCAUUUCACCCUGGGUCAUGAGGCAAAGCAGUUUCUCAGGUCUUUGGUUUACAAGCCUGCAGAAUGUGAGUUAGGAAUGGCUUGGUGAGUUCUUCUCUGCACAUUUCUCAAUAGAUGCAUCUGUUGCUCAACUGCACUCCUCUGUGGCCUCAGUCCAUUGUCUUAAUGCAAGGAAAAAAAUCCACAUUUUUACCUCUUUUUCAGCGUGCUGCAUUUUCACAUUUUCAGUUACAUAUAUAGAUUCUCAUGAUGUUUGCACUAGGUAAAAACAGGGCACUGGUUCAGUUCAGUGACUGCAUUUUUCUUCUUUGCUAGACAUUCUUCAUACUGCAUGACAGAAUCAUUGAGCAACACAAAGAAUGCUGAGUUCACAAUUGGAACUUUUGUUGCUUAAGUUUAUGUAGCACAGAGAUUCACCUGAUACGACACUGCCAGACACUGCAGCAGCACAAACCAGCACCUUUUCUUCAGUUUAGGGUCUGACUGGGGUUUACAUUAGUCCAUGUGGGCUUUUAUCAGAUACUAGAUAGGUUUAAGACUAGCAAGGAACCAGCCUUCACCAACAGCUAUCUACUGAUGUGCCGACAUUUGGCAGGAUUAAUGGAAAGAAGACAGAGACCACCAUCUAAAGAAUUUGAAUCCAUGGGUUUUAUUAAGUGUAUUAUUAGGUAUUUCAAACAGUGUUCAGUCAAUGUGCAAUAUUAUUCAUGGAACAUGGGUACUUCCUACAGAAGGAUUCAGAGGCCAUGAAGUCAGUUUGGGUUUGAAUGGGAGAGCUGGACAGUUCACACAGAGAGCUCUGAGCUGACCAAUAUUUCUCAGUUCCAUUAGUCUGGUAACAAAGAAGGGAAAACCUCAGUUUAAACAGAAGUCUCACAUUGUCAACUGUCACCACUUAACCUUUAAAAUCUUAAGACUGAUUUGGUUGCCAAGGAGACUGUUGUAAUAACUUCUGGACAGGUGUGGAAGUAUUGAUAGGGAACAUCCAAACUGAAGUGCAGUGACCGAAUGUGGCACAGGUUCAUCAUUGACAUGAGACCAACACUGUUGCAGUGACCCAGCAUGUCUUCUGGCAGUCAUCCUGGAUAUAUUCAGUUUAUGGGCAACAACAUAUGAGUUUAUAACAAAAUGCUGAUCUCUGUUUCUGUGCGCUUAAUGUAUGUGAAUGGAACAGUCACUGAUUGAACUUGUCAUAUCUGUUUAUCAGUUAUUUAUCAUCUGUCUGCUUGAAUUACACUUUUUUUUCAUUCUUUAGCUUUGAAUCUUGUGCAUUUUCAUUUUGUGUAGACAUCCUUGUUUUAAAAUCUCACUUUGUCCAGUGCUUUGGUUUGUGACUAAACACCUGCAAAGCAAGUGAUGAUCUCACUAAAUUCAGCUGGACUUGUGUUUUUGUAUUAGUUACCAGAUUUUGGCAUGCUAAUGCACAUAACUGCUCCUCUUUCUGUCAGUAUUGUCAUGGUUGGCAUGGUACUACCUUGACACUGGCAUAUAGCUCAAAGCACUGUCAAAGUCCAGGUAAAGACACACAGCCAUAGUGUGACUGUAGACUUUUGCCUGCAAGUGAUUCAAAAUGUACAAUGAUGCAAAAAAUUGAAGAUAAGCAAAUGUAACGGUUAAAAACCCAUUUCUAAAAUUACACUGCUUAAAAAAAAAAACUCCUAAAAAGUUUUAAGUUCUCCCUAAAAAUUAAAUGGGAAACUAAAGCACUUAAUAGGGAAGAGUGUGUCUGUCUGGACCUCACCAGCCAUCUCCUUGAAUCUGAACAUAACUGAUGGCUUUACACUAAGCAGCAAGCAGUAGUAUGUUUUAACCGCUUGGCUGAAUGAACCCACACAGCUAGUUAGCUAAACUAGCUACCAAAGAUCCACUCUUAGGCUCACCUCUGUUCCGCUUAGUUUCAUUACUUACUAUCAUCUCUUAAAAAAAAACUAAUUUGCCGCAUCACGCUGCCCAAAAACAUCUCAUUUAAAAAAUAAAAGAAAGCCUUAAAGCUUCUAGUUAAAGGCUUUCUCUGCACAUAGGACACAGUCUAAACAUCAGGCUUUUUCCAUCUUUCAGCUCCAGCACUGGUGCACAAACAUCGCAUGGCCUUACCAGACACACAAUCACACGUGGAGUUUUGUUUCAUCUCUUAGCUCUAUAAUCUGACAUCUUUUACAUUCAGUCAUAGCAGAGGCCAGGAUACAUCAGGAUCUAAUCACAGUCAUACUUUUCUAAACCUCUACCAGCUGAGGUGAAUUUCUACGCUACAGUCUCAUCACUUGGUAAAAGCUUGGCUUGUGAAAAUCCCAAAUAUUUUUCUGUCAUGUCAAGUUUGUUAUUUCCCAGACUUUUCAUGCUAUGUAUGCAGUCUCUCACAAGGCAGUUUGCUGAAGUAACAAUUAUGUACGUGUGGAUUCUUCUCUUGUAUGUAGGACUCGAUCUCUCUUAUCAUUAAUUAAGUAACAAAAUAUGGCAGCAAGUAAUGAUGAAAACACAUUAUACUAUAAUGUAAGCUGCUGUAGUUAGAUAUAUUUUACCAUUACACCCAAAUAGAAUUUUCAGAGUUCAGGAAAUCAUAAAGAAACUAAUAAUAUUUUAUCAGCAACACAGAUUUUGGGCAGAUGAAUAAUAAUAAUAAUAAUAAUAAUAAUAAUAAUAAUAAUAAUAAUAAUAAUUGUUAUUUUUACUGUGUUGGGGGAUUUUAUGCUUCAAAACCUGAAGUAUGAAAUCCAUGCAAAUCUCUGAUUAAAGGUUGGCAAAUGUGGAAAACAUACUAAAACGUGAUACAGGAGCUUUAUUUUGUCGUGUUCUAAACAAAAUAUUUGUCAUCUACAGAUUACUAGCAAAAUGUGAAAACUCUGUAUUUUAACAACCAUGUGAUCGUCCUUUUUUUGGGAAACACUCUAUUUUUCUUGCUAAUUCAGUAGCAGAAAACUUGAUAGUUUGAUUUUUUUUCCCCCAGUACAAAUGAAAAAAUCAGUACGGCAAAUGUAUUGUUUAGUCCAGGCUACCACAGCUAGCUUCAGUUUCACUUCUUGUGUGGGCUCCUCAUCUUAAGAGAAGGCCACUUAGAACAGUGAAGUUACUUCAGUAAUAUAUAAAAAGCUUACUUCUACUAUAAUGUUAUUAAACUGAUCUAAUACACAAGAGAAUAAUAUCUGUUGGAGCCUUUAUUAACUAACAGUUGGCUCUGAUAGAUUCCAGAAUGGAGCUCCACAUGGUUGAGAUUGUGAUGCGAUUGCACAGCUCUUGUAAUUGUAUUUAUGUGUAAUCUGUGUCACUGUUAGACUUGUUCUGCAUCAUUACAGUUUCACUGUCUACAGGCCACAGUGGUUGCUUUUGUAUUUUUUUUUUCAGCCACGGUCAGAUGGACGUGUUAUGGUUGUGUUUGAGUAAUCCAGACCUGCCUGUCACUAUGUCAGAAUGAACCGAAAAUAAACAGCCAGCUGAAGUAGAAGACAUAAACUAAGACUAUGAAACUACCUAGAAUUAGUUUCAGAGGUGUAAACUGAAGUUUACAUGUACAAACUACAGAUUUUUGUUUAAAUAUAUUAAAAAGUCUCAUUUUUCUCAUUAGUGGAACAAUUGAAAUUGGACGUAGUGAUAUAGUUUCACAAUUUUUUUAAUGCCUGGGCAAAUUUUGACUGCCGCUCAUGAUCUGAUUUAGCAAUUUUUGUCAUGUAUCUCUACUUUUGCUGCCAUGGUGAAGUUUAAAUUUAAAAAAUGAAAAACAACUCCUGUCUCUCUUACUCUUUUGCAGAUGCAUCCACACACCUUUGUAUUUGGACUACAGAUUCUUUUCAAAUAUUAAUUCUUAGAUUUCAAAAGUCAUUGUUAUUCUGAUGUCCCAUUUGAGUUCUGUUUUGUUUCUAUUGCAGUUUAAAAAACUAAAUAAAUGUAUUGACUAUGAAAUAAAUGACACGAUAUUUGCUAGGUUUGAAGUAAUAAUGACUUAUUGUAAAUAAGCAUUUUUUCCUCCCUUGUACUGAAAAAAGAAAUUAAAUGGUUGUACAUUGUGUAGAAAAGCAAACAAAAAGCCAUGAAUAUUGUGAAGCUUGUCAUUUCGUUUUGUGAUCACUGUGUAUUAUUGUGUAACAAAUGUGCAAAAUGUUUGGGAUUCUUCCCCCCCCCCCUCUGCUUCUUAAAGCAGUCUCGCUGGAUGCAUUGGCUUUAAUUUUGGACUAGUUAACGUUUGCAGAGGAGUGAUGACUGGUUCAGAGUGAUCGAAUCUGCAGGUCUGAAACACAUUUGUCUACUGUUGAAUUUUUGCAGCUUGAAAUAACUUUGUUCCUUACAGAAUUGUUUCCUGAACAAGUUCUAGAUUAAAGCACUUUGAAUGUUUGGAUUAGAUGAACCCUCCUUAACUGAUUGAUUCAGAGUCAAACUGACGCCUUGGAGUGUUUGGAUGUUCGCUGCAAGUCAUUACCGCCGACCACUUUCUUAUGUCCACAUAUUCAAGCAGCCAAUGACUUUCUACGGCCACUGAAAGUUGCUCUGCUGCGCUGUACAUGCUAAAUUGAUUGUGAUGUAAGAUACAAUAACAAGUCAUUUCCAAAUCAAUGAUUUCUAGAGUUCCAGUGUUAAUAAAUAAUCAACAAACACACGGGACAGAUUCUUCAACAGAAAAAUCUAACAAGGACACUGAUUCUGGAAAGUCAUCUGGUGGUACUGUAAGCAGCACAAAGGAUGGAAAUUGAUUCCUAAAACAUACAAAAAAAAUCAUUGACUUGAUGAAUGGACAGUGACAAAUGGUCAGUAAUCAUGAUUGGUAAUUAGUGGCUUAAACACAGAAAAUCAUUGACAGAAUCCAAACUAAAGUUUCAAGAGGAUUCUAGCUUUUUAGCAUUGUUUACAUGCUAUUUCUAUUUUGUUUUCUUUCCUCACUAAGAAAUAUGUAAUUCUAGGGGUAACACUAUUGUGUUUUUGGCAUAAAAUAGUCUACUGAAUAUAACCGCGUAUGUCAGACUUUGCCAAUAAGCUCUCACAGUAGGUGUUUCCUGGUCCGACCUGCUUCACCUGUGAAGGGUUCGCUCUGAAUCAGUGAUCACUUUUUCUGCCAACACCAGCAUACAACAUGUAUGGUCCUGUACUGUUUGGCUUUAUAUUCUAUUAGUUGUUGUUGCUAAUGCAGGGAAAGAUUUAAGUGCAAAAUCAGUUAUAUCAAUUUUCAUGUAGAAGCAUUUUGCAUAGUGUUGACAACAUUGAAAUAAACAUCCUGGGAAUCAAAAACAAAUGAUGAUGCUGACCAGAGACUAUUUGAGUCAUUUUAGUUUUGCUUACAUCAAUCCUGACCUUUUGCACAUACUUGAUAUUUAAUGGUCUUCAAAAAAGUAGAAGAAAAUAAUGCUGUUUGAAUACUGCCAGUUGAUUGACAAUUAUGCAUUGAUUGAAAAAAUAAGCUAAUUUUGGAGGAAAUAACUUUGUAAUAUUUAUCUCUUGCAAGCUAUGUUUAAUAAAGGUUGAAACAAUUUGC